Messenger RNA from Rhincodon typus (whale shark), 7388 nucleotides. It is a transcript of the gene xxylt1, whose product is annotated as xyloside xylosyltransferase 1. Lineage: Eukaryota; Metazoa; Chordata; Chondrichthyes; Orectolobiformes; Rhincodontidae. The transcript is spliced from 4 exons. Bases 31 to 1206 code for a protein of 391 amino acids. Gene Ontology annotation, molecular function: UDP-xylosyltransferase activity. The record is from RefSeq and is a predicted model, not a curated record.
AAUUGCUGGGAGCUGCACGCUCCGGAAACAAUGGGAUUGUGCAGGAAGAUUGUCCAGAGUAAGGCCUCACUCCGCUCCUACCACUUUGGGUUGCUCUUUGUGGCUGCUUUGGCAGUGUUUGCUUUUUACUACUUGGGAUCCAACCAUGAAAAUUUUUCCAGCACCACCAGGAGAAUGAAGGAAAAUCAGGCAGGAAAGAGUUCACAGGGCGACGUUCAGUUGACAGCCAAUCUCAGUGGGAAGAAAGCGGCAGAAUCUCAAGGAAGUCUCCCGUUUGCUAACAGCGAGCCGGAGGAUACAGCGGGGAAACGGACGGUACUGUUUCAUGCUCUAAUGAUGUUUACCAAGGUUGACAAAAACUACGGUCUCCAAGAGAAAUUUACAGUUGCCAUCAAGUCGAUGGUAAAACACGCAGUGUUUAAGGAUGAUGAGGUACUCUGUCUGCAUUUUGUUGCUGAUGUCCCCAGCAAGAAAAUAGGAGAGCCACUUCUACAGCAACUACUGCAAAUCGCAUCCUUUAAAUAUCAGAUUAUAUUCCACGAUGUGGACACCUUGACUCAGAAGUUGUUUCCUGUUGUUGAAGGAAUGCAGAAACAUUUUAGCUCUGGAUCUGGUGCCUAUUAUAGUGAUUCCAUUUUCUUCUUGUCAGUCGCCAUGCACAGAAUCAUGCCUCCAGAAAUGACUCGUAUUGUGCAGUUGGACCUGGAUUUGAAGUACAUGUCUAGCAUCAGGAGUCUGUUUGGGGAGUUUGAGAAGUUCCAGCCAGGAGCUGUGAUAGGGAUCGCCAGAGAAAUGCAGCCUGUUUACAGGCACACCUUCUGGCAGUACCGCAGAGAAAAUCCCAAAACUAAGGUUGGUGAUCCUCCACCGGACGGCCUCCCUGGAUUCAAUAGUGGAGUCAUGCUGCUAAAUUUAGAAGCUAUGCGGCAGUCAGAACGCUACAAUCAACUUCUGAAUAUGGAGAAUGUACGGAAACUCGCAGAAAAGUAUCAUUUUAAAGGUCACCUAGGUGACCAAGAUUUCUUUACCUUGAUCGGAAUGGAGUACAUAGACCUCUUCCACAUUCUGGAUUGCACAAACAACAGACAGCUCUGUACUUGGUGGCGGGAUCACGGUUAUGCUGAGGUCUUUGAUCUGUACUUCAAAUGUGAUGGGCAAGUAAAAAUUUACCAUGGAAACUGCAACACCCCAAUCCCAGAUGACUGAGUAAAUGAAAUAUUUGAAAGUGUUUGCAGAUGCCUUACAAUGCACAAUAUUUUCUAUUGUUAGAAAAAUGUGCUCAUACUACUUGAAAUACUUUUCAUUCAUUAUACCCAUUUUAUAACUUCUAUCUUUAUCCCCUCUCAUUUGUUCUCCCUCCUCUUUCGGGACAGAUUUCAAAACUCUCGUUUUGAGAGAGUCAUUGAAAUGCUAAAUGCACAAAAAUAAAAUAGUGAAAUUUAUCAAAGCCUAGAAAGUACGAAUAAUCAAAAAGUGUGCUAUGUUCUCCUUGUACAUGUUUGCCCAAAAACAAUCAGUAUUUUCUCUACCUGAUUUCCCAUUGUUGCUAGUUUAAGUGACAGAAUAUGGUGCAAUCUUCUUGAUGGACCAUUUUGCUGCAGGAGAAACCAGUGGUUUGAUAUGGAUCCACUUGGUCCUACUCCAUGUGUACCACUGCAUUGCCUGUACAAAUACUUUUUAAAUAUCUACACAUUGAUGACUGAUUUGUAUCAAAUUGUAUUUGUUCUUUACAUCAUGACAUGCACAGAGCAAUUUGCCUUCUUUUGAUUACUUCUUUUGAAACUUGCACCAUGUUAAAUUAAUUCCAAAUAAAGCACCUGAUAUCCUCCAGUUUUCACAUUGGAUACAGUCCACUUUUCUAUAAAGUCCUCUCUGAAUUCAGCAACUGAAUUAAAAGGAAAAAAAGAACUGGAACAUGAAAAGACAGAAGCUAUGUGCCAUCUCUUCCUUUAUAUCUUUAUGCAUGGCCAGGCCUAUUGCAAAUUUUCUCAUACUUGUGGGGCUGGUGACUAAAUUUCAGAAAGAUGGAUUUUCCAUAACAGUAUACAUGAAUUUCAGGCAAAAUUACAAUUCUAAAUCAAUAAAUUCAUCAUUUAAAUGAGUCAUUAAUAGUAAUGACUAUUAAAAAGUGCAAGCUACAGAGCAGCGGGGCAGGUAGUGGCAUUGUGAUAUUGUCACUGGACUAGUAAAGUCACAGUAAUGUGCUGGGAACAUAUGUUUGAAUUCCACCUCAACAGAUGGUGAAAUUUGAAUUUUAGUACGUCUAAUUUUUUUUUCUAAAAUUUCUCUAAUGGUUAACUCAAAAAACAUAUUUUUGCCUUUUUGAUUAAGAAGUACAGCUGAGGGGAGUGGGGAGGUGGAAGAGAGAGAGAGAGAGAGAGAAAAGACUAAGCCCCAAGUGCAGAUCAUUGUGGACUGAGACCAAGUUAAAGUACUGGGUUUAAUAAACACUGACCUUGAUUCACUUCAUUUGGGGUCCAGUCUGAGCUGGCCUUGCCAGAGUUCAUGCAAUAACGGGGUCAGAAGCUGGGUUUUCCUCCUCCUGCAAACUGCUUUGUAUAGAACCAGCCAGUUAACUCACUUAUUCACCCCCUCUCUCAGCCUCCCACUUACCCCUAACUAAUUAUCUGUCCCAUAAGGGACAGCUGUCGUUCACUUUAGAAAUUGUUUUCUUCCAGCCAUGUCUGUAAUGUUUAUGUAGCUUUCUCAUUGUGGUUAACGCAAUAUUUAAAACUCAAUUCCCCAAACGGUUUUGCCUCUUUGAAAAAAGACAAUUGAAGUUACCUUUGUUUAAGUUAUUUCUGUGACCUUGUAAAUUGAGUAAAGCCUUUUUUUUGCAAUACAUGUAAAUGAGCAGUUUUGAUACUGAUUUUCUAUAUGAUUUGUAGGUUUGUUUGUCUAUUCAGAACACAUUAAAUUCAUUACUGGUGGAAAUGAAUGUUGUUUUGUCACUAUCCACCUUAAAACUGGUGAAAGUAAAAGUUGAAAUGCGUAAGAUUUGUACAUUGGUUAAUAAAAUGGGUAAUGUCAGAUUGAUUACAUAAUACGUUGUGCCCAAUCGUCCUUUCUGCCAACUUUCUAUUGUGGCCUGCGGUUCUAUUCAACAGUCACAUAGAUCUAGCUGCUAAACAGACUUUAAAAUGGCUCCACAAAGUGCUAAUGUUGAGACAGCAAACUAUAUUUAAAGGCAGUAGUGAGGUCUGAAUUUGUGUGCCGAGUUACUAAAAGAGUAACUGGCCUAGGGACCAUCAGGUUGAACCUCAUGGAGCUGCACCUCUGUUUGUACCUUUUCACCCUGUUCUGUGCUUCUUCAUGUUCUCCACUCUGUGCACAGGAUGGUGUUCAUUAAUAAAAGGAAAUUAUUGCAGAUGCUGGAAAUCUGAAACAAACAUAGAGAAUACUGAAGAAACUAAGCUGGUCGGCAGGGUCUGUUGAGAGUGAAACAAGAGUUAACAUUUUGAAUCGGAUGAAGCAAAGUGCUGUAAGGUUGAAUAUUAGCCUUUGUCAACACUUCAUCCUGGAGAAACAAAAGAAUUAAAAUGAAUCAUGAAGGAAGCUAUUGAAAUUUUGUGUGAUAUGAAAUUGCAGGGUAAAGUAAUAAUUGAAUUAAAAAUUGAGUUGGAGGGAGGAAAGAGAGAAUGAGCAUAUAGGCAGUUUGUAAAAAAAUGGUUAGAUAUGGACUGUGGUUCUCCUCAGGGUUCUGUUUUGGCACUGCAUGCUGUUUAUAGUGUACAUCCAAUUAAUUGUUGGAUACAGGGCUAGAGGGAUUGGUGUCAAAAUUUAAAGCUAAUACUAGACCAGCUACAAUGAAUAAUUCUAAGCACCCAAGGAAACUGCAAUGGGACAUGAUAAAAUGGCAGAUGAUUUUCAUUAUCAGCAAUAAUUUAAAUGUGGGAAAUUAAGUGAGAUGAAAAAGAAGGUACAAAACACAUUUAAAAACAGUGCAGCAAUUGAAAAAGUCAUGAAGGAAUCUAAUAAAAAAAAAGUGUUUUACAGCAAGAUUGAAUGCUAAUCAUGCUUCCCGAAGGCAAGUGGUGGAAACCUCUUUUUAAUAAAUUAGCAUGCCAUGCACAGUCAGUCAUUAAAACGAAAUUUUGCCAAAUUAAAUUGUACCUUUGAAUUAAGUAUGCAGCAACUGAAAAACACAUGCCUUCAGUAUCAUUACUAAUUAAAGGCGACAUAGAACUGGAAAAGUAAUCUUCCAUCUGGGUUUGAUCUGCUUUCUUAUAUGGAAAGCUUUAAAGAACCAGGGGAAGAGGAGGAAUUAAUGUUUGAGAUCAGGUGGCAGCCACGAGGGAGGGAGGGAUGGAGGCAAAAGCCCCCUGCAGGCUUGUGGGAGACAUAAGGUGUAACUUUAAACUAGACAGGAAGGGUCAAUAUCUCCUGAAGCUAACUCAAGCAAAAUUGUGCAGAAAUCAAGUAUCGUAUGGUAAGGUCAACUGUGAGGUCCUGAGAGUUGAAGAUAGUAGAGGCAAGUUGUGGAUGUUAGAGGGAGGAAUGAGGAUUAGGUUGCCAAAUUGAUGUAUUAGGAAGCAGACAUUUCCAGUUUGCCAAGGUCUAACUGAUGGCGAUAGUCAGAAAGCUCUAGGAUGAAUGACAGUUAUGAGGUGGAUCCAAAGUCACUGAAGGCAGGGCAAGGGCAAUGAAGUGAUUCACCAGAUAGGCCUGAAAUACUUUCAUUGCAUCCUGAUUCCAGUCAGAAUGAGAUCUCUUGAUCACAAUUUUGCUGUGAGAUUCAGGGAUUGCAAACUCCUCACAAACUGCCGAACCAAUACUGCUAAUUACAAGGAGUGGCUACCUACCCACAUCUGUUUGAGUAUGAACAGAACCAGAACUUGACAUUGUGAGGUCAUGGGCUGGUUUUCAAUCCAUCCUUGCUGUAGGAUUGUCCAGAGCUCUCUCCUUGAAAUAUCUAACUGGUGGCCACUAUGUAAUUGCACGUGGCCAGCCACUGUGCCUCCAAGUAGAAAUGCUAUGCCCUUCUGGUCCCACAUUUACGACCCUGAGAAGAUUCUGUUUAAAUAAAUCAGUGGGACAGGAUAGGGUGCAUGAGUGGGCACUGUUGAAAGUAAUGCUGAAAAUUGUGGAGGUAUUCACCACAAUCUCCCUAUCCUCAAAUAGAGGAGAUGGUGCCAGAAAACUUGAGAAUUGUUCAAAAUAUUUGUAAGGAUGAAUCUAGCAAUUGUAGACAUUACAACUGUGUUGGGUGGAAUGGACUGAUAGUUGUCUCAUUAACCCACCAGUCACAGCAUGUGUGCAAAUGGUCAAUAGCUUCUAUUUUGUCCUACGACUGAGUAUAAAAGAGGUUUUCACCAGGCUUCUCUAACAAACUAAAAAGAAUAUGCUUUUUUGUAAUACCAAGUGGCAAACAUUGGUUGACAUCUAAAUUGUAAUCAAGAACUAAAACUAAAUUCCCUUAAUUUCAAACAUAGACACAUUCAAACAACACAAAAAGGCAAUAGUCUCUGCAGAGGUGAAAAGAGUGAAAUAACCUCUCUGUGGGUCAAGGAUCCCCAAAUAAAAAGAUAGAAGGUGAUGACUCUCUCAGUUUACUGGGAUUCCUGUCGAUGAAAUACUGAUGGAAAACCUUCAACUCUGACUGCAAGUAACUAGAUCUGAAUCUUUGGACAGUGAUCCCAGUCCAACUUUUCAGGUUUUAUGAGAUAGCCAGAUAAUAUCAGCUUUGGGCAAAUUUAUUCAAUUCCCAGGCACUUGAGAAAAGGAAAAGGCUGUGAGCUUCUUGGGUGUAAUCUUUACUGACUGCACAGGUAUGUAAAACAGAAAACUAAGUCCAGAAAGGGUUGAUAGGGAGUCAUUAGCUUAGAAGCUGCCCGACCCCCACUUAACUUCCCUUGUGUUUUUGAAAUCAGUUUUGUCCAGUGAUUAGGGCCACAAGCCUCAUCUUUCAUCUCCUUGAAAUCUUUCUUCAAAAAUCACUUAAUUUUCUGCUUUUGUCUGACGUCCCUUGAUCCCUUUAGAUCUAUGUUCAAUAAUCAACUCCUCCUUGAAAUCAUACAAUGCUUUGACUCCUUUCUGUGGCAAAGAAUUUCAUAAGCUUACCACUGUCUUAGUGAAGAAAUUUCUUCUCGUCUCAGUCCUUAAAUGGUUUACCCCACAUUUUUAGAUUGUGAUCCCUGUUUCUGGACUCCCCCGCAAUUGGGAACAUCCUGUAUCUACCCUUUCUAGUCCUGUUAGAAUGUUACAGUCUUUUACGAGUUCUCCACUCAUUUUUCUGAACUCCAGAAAAUAUAAUCCUAACUGAUUCACCUAUGCUCAUACAUUAGUCUCGCUAUCCCAGAAAUCAGUCUGGCAAACCUUCACUGCAAUCCUUCUCUAGGGAGAACAUCCUUCCUCAGAAAAAGAGAUGAAAACCGCACACAAUAUUCCUGGUGUUGUCUUACCAAGGCCCUGCAUAAUUGCAGCAAGACAUCCAUGCUCCUAUACUCAAAUCCUCUCACUCUGAAGGCCAACAUAUUAUUUGCCUUCUUUACCGCCUGCUGUACCUGCCUGCUUAGCUUCAGCAACUGGUGUAUGAGAACACCCAGGUCUUGUUGUGCAUUCGCCUGUCUCAAUUUAUAGCUAUUCAGAUAAUGAACUGCCCUCCUGUCUUUGCUAUCAAAGUAGAUUACCUCACAUUUAUCCAUAUCAUACUGAAUCUGCCAUGCAUUUGCCCAUUCGCUCAAACCUGUGCAAAUCACACUGAAACUUUUCUGCAUCCUACGCACAGCUCCACCCAGCUUUUUGUCAUCUGCAAAUUUGGAAGUGAUAUAUUUAGUUCCCUCAUCUAAAUUAUUCAUAUAUAGUGUGAAUAGCUGUAGUCCUAGCACUGAUCCCUGCAGUACCUACUAAUCAAUGUCUGCCAUUUGAAAAAAAACCUUUAUUCCUAAAUUGCUUUUGCUGAAAGCCAGUUUGUACUUGCUGGAUAAAAGGGGUUCCUUCUGUGGAGUAACCAUUCAUUAUUUCUAUGAAUGGACCAAUGUCACAGAAGAGAGUCCGGUGGGUCCAAGCCAUGUUCUAUUUUCAACCUGUUUUCUUGUUAUGCUAAUUGUAACAACUUCAUUUUGCAGGCAUGAAAUUUAGUUAAUAUUGUACGUCAUUGAUUAAGCAACACAUUGAAUUGAUAGUUGAGAAACCUUGUUCUGUAUAUUAAAUAAUUUGUGACAAAUACAUUUUAACACAGGAGCUGUGAUCAUACUGAGCUGCAAUUGAAUGUCAGGAAGUGUUUUUUUUUGUUGAAGGACUGGGUUUCUAAUAUAUUCUCCAUUAUUGUAUUUCAGUGUAAAAUGCAUUUCUGUGGCCAGUAUCCAUAUGAACUACUUUUAUAUUUCUGUUUAAAAAGGGUAUUUUCUGAAGAAUAAAGCUUUGAUAUGAAGGAGGAUGAAGAAAAA